Messenger RNA from Nicrophorus vespilloides, 3728 nucleotides. RefSeq names its product phosphatidylinositol 4-phosphate 5-kinase type-1 alpha (gene PIP5K59B). The transcript has 18 exons. Bases 214 to 2622 code for a protein of 802 amino acids. The record is from RefSeq and is a predicted model, not a curated record. Gene Ontology annotation, biological process: phosphatidylinositol metabolic process. NCBI's taxonomy places the organism in Eukaryota, Metazoa, Arthropoda, Insecta, Coleoptera, Silphidae. Gene Ontology annotation, molecular function: phosphatidylinositol kinase activity.
AGCUCAUUGCUGGUAGAGGUGGGAGUAAAUAUGUCAAUGGGAGAAACGUUGAUGUCAGUGUUGUCAAAAGGUUGAGGUUUAAUCACAAAACUAUGUGAUAUGCGAUGGAAUAAAUGAUACUAGUGUAAAGUAAUCAGUGUGCAUUCCGGGAACGUAGAAUAUGUUUUAUGGCUGGUGGUAUUCGUGAAAGUUAGAUACCUGUAGAGUGCGAAAAUGGCUUCUGGUGAUAAUAUUGAAACUAUAGAAGUAGACGAGACCUCCUUCACCACCAGCAACGCUAAAGAUGUAUUAAAUAAUGAGUCGAACGCUGAGAACGAAGAUAAUCGGAUACCCAACAUCCAGGGCCUCCUCAAAGUGGGACAAGAUGGUAUGCAGAAUAUUCCAAAAACUCCAACGACCACGAUGCCGAGAACGAAGGCAGAACGCGAGAGGGAUCGAGAGAGGAAGAUCGGCCAUCGGCGAGUUGGUGUCGGUGGCGAAAUCACUUACAAGAAGAUCCAAACCACUCAAAUCAUGGGCUCCAUUCAACUCGGAAUCCAACAUGCUGUCGGUGGUUUGGCUUCAAAGCCGGAACGCGAUCUUCUGAUGCAGGAUUUCAUGACCGUGGAAACUACGAACUUUCCGACAGACGGUUCGAACCACACCCCGGCCCACCACUACUCCGAGUUCAAGUUCAAGAACUACGCCCCGAUUGCGUUUAGAUAUUUCAGGGAUCUUUUCGGCAUCCAACCCGAUGACUUUCUGAUGUCCAUGUGCAGUUCGCCGCUGCGGGAGCUGUCGAAUCCCGGUGCUAGCGGAUCAAUCUUCUACCUCACCGACGACGACGAGUUCAUCAUCAAAACAGUUCAACACAAAGAAGGAGAGUUUUUGCAAAAGCUCUUGGCUGGUUAUUACAUGAAUUUAAAUCAAAAUCCUAGGACAUUAUUGCCAAAAUUCUUUGGAUUGUAUUGUUAUCAAUGUAAUAGUAAAAACGUAAGACUGGUUGUUAUGAACAAUCUGUUGCCCAGUUUCGUCACUUUGCAUAUGAAAUACGAUCUGAAGGGGAGUACGUACAAGCGAAAGGCUUCCAAAGCUGAAAGGCAGAAGCGUUCGCCUACGUACAAAGAUUUAGAUUUCAUGGAGCACCAUCCGGAUGGCAUUCUGAUGGAAGCGGACACGUACUCCGCAUUGGUAAAGACCAUCCAACGGGAUUGCCGUGUGCUGGAGAGCUUCAAGAUCAUGGAUUACAGCUUGCUCGUCGGCGUGCAUAAUCUGGACCAAGCCCAGAAGGAGAAAGCCGAGAAAAGGUCUCAGGAUAAUCUGGACGAAGUGCCGGAGGAGGAUGGCGAUGCCGGAAGUGAUCCGAACUCCGCCAUCUUGCAUAAUGAGAGGGAGCGCGAGCGGGAGGACAGGAUCGGGGCGGCUGCCCUGAACCGAAGCAGAUCGAUCAACAGGCAAAGGCUUGUCGCCCAUUCCACGGCGAUGGAAAGUAUACAGGCCGAAUCCGAGCCCAUCGACGAGGAAGACGAUGUGCCACACGGCGGAAUUCCGGCGCGCAAUUCCAAAGGAGAGCGACUUCUUCUCUACAUCGGCAUCAUCGAUAUCUUGCAGAGCUACAGGUUGAGAAAAAAACUGGAGCAUUCGUGGAAAUCGCUCAUACAUGAUGGCGAUACUGUCUCUGUGCACCGGCCAAGCUUUUACGCUCAACGGUUCCAGACUUUCAUGGCCGAUAAGGUGUUCAAGAAGAUUACAUCACUGGAUUUGCCCGAAGUUAAAGGCAACCAUCGCAAAUUCCGCACAUUGGUUACAAGCUACAUAGCACUAAAGCAUUCGCCGUCAAAGAGAAAAUCUCUUUCCAGGCCAUUCAGGGCUUUGGAAGAAAUGGACAACAACAGUAUUGGACUAGCUUCUACGCAAGUAUUCAGUAGUCAACAGAAUGGAAGCAAAACUGCAAGUCCCACUGAGACAUUACCAUUGAAACUGUCACCGCCCCCGAACCAAACCCCAACUGUUGUCCCAUCCGCAACAAUCACCUCUCCUCCUGCCGCCUAUCCAGCCGUCUUGGUUGGCAGGCAUACGGCAGAGAGCAAACCCAAAAUCCCGCCCCCAGUUCCACCUAGGGGCACACCGAAAAUCAAACGGGGCGGCAUAAAUGGCAAAGGUUCUAUUAUUUAUUGGGAUGUUCCGAUGGGCUCCUAUCGCAGAACACGUGUAGUUCCGAGCUGCUGCAGCACACCUCCACCCACAUUCGAGGAGGUCCUGGAGCAGAGGGCAGCCGCCCCACACGAGUCUGUCACUCCGGCAAGGAUCAGGACCGCAUCGCAUACGUCCCAUCACGUAAGCAUGGUUAAAAGCUACAGGGAGGAUACCGUCAGCAUAACUGAUAUACGUUUGGAGUCUCGGGCCGAGAACAAAUCAUCUCUGAGCGUGGAGUCUGGCAGUUCCGGCGCCGGCCACUCGAGUCAUUCGCGAGGGCUUGCGUGGACGCCUCCUGCUUCCGUCGAGGGUUCCACACCCACAUGGACUGAAGGCACACCCUCUUUCACGGAAUCGUCGAGUAGCGGCGACAUGGCGUCCAAAAAGGUAAUUAAAUUCGUGCUCAGGAACGAGGUAGGUGGUAGAAGUAAAUACGAGGAUGCAUGAGUUGAUUACUCGUUUAUUUAACGAUCAAUUAAAGAGAGAAAGCAACAAAAAAAAACGUCAAAAAUCAUUUUUUGCUAUUGUGUUGUUGUUGUUUUUUUUAUAUAUAUAUAAUUUUAUUUAUACAAGAGAUUCUGUACGUUGUGUGUGAGAAAGUGAAUUUAGUCUAAUUUAUUAUGUAAUAUAUUUAUGUAUAAUACAAAAGAGGAAAAUUGUCGAAAGAGAAAAGGUAAUAGCAGAUUUUUGACCAAUGUAUUUGUAUUGAUGGUGUUCAUAAAUGAGUUUUUUUGUUGUCAUUUUUUUUUUAAUUAUUUUAAUGUGAUUGUAAAUGAAGACCGGGGUUCCGCCGAUGAUUUGAUGAAGACGCCAAGAAACACGUUUAGAAAGAUACCCCAAGAUGAUUCAAUAAGCCAAAGAUGAUUAACUACUAUUUUUCUUUUUUUUAUAUAUAUAUUAUUUCCUUACAAGCCGAAUAAUAAUUGCAUCUGCUUGCUUCAAUAUAUUGUAUAGCUUAUUGUGAAAAAGAAAAGAAACUAAAACUAUAGUCGAUGUGUGCAUUAUGUAAUAUAUAAUAUAAUAAUAAAUGUCGAUGGUGCGCAAGUUGCAAUAGUAUGUAGCCGAUUCGCUGAACAAUUAUAUCUGGCGGAUGCAAAGCAAACCUGAUAUUCCACUGCAAUGGCCUACAUGUAUAUUAUUUCUAUUUAUUUCUAGCCAAAUAGAUUAUUAAUAAUAACUAUAACUGUAUUCUACAUGAUGGGAAGAGUGAUUGUAAAUUAUGUUCAGAUGACAUUUAUUAUGUAGAGGACAUAUAUUUAGCAGUCCGAAUUGUUUAGUCAUCACUGUGUACUUCAUUUAUUAUUUGAUCAUCAGAUAGUAAUAUUAAUAAUAAUAACUGUAAGUACUUAUUGUGCCACAUGUAUUAAUAACAGACAGGAGACUUGAUGCAAAACACAACACACAGUGUAUAUAUAUAUAUAAUAUGAAAUACGCCUUGUUCUCUUUCUUUGUUUCUUUUUCUCGUGAAAAAUGCAGGCAUUUUUUAAUUUUUUUUUUUUGCCCAGUCAAAUCGUUUCUCAAUCUUGUCUUAUACUCUUUUUACUCUACAUAUA